UCCGAUCCGGGUCUGGCCAUUCCCGGGGCAGGUUAAAAAAGAUGGCUGAAGAUGGCAGUGAGGAGAUUAUAUUUAUUUGGUGUGAGGACUGUGGGCAGUACCAUGAUUCAGAGUGUCCUGAGCUGGGCCCAGUGGUGACAGUCAAAGACUCCUUUGUGUUGAGCAGGGCAAGAUCAUCUCUGCCUUCUAAUUUGGAGAUAAGACAGUUGGAGGAUGGGACUGAGGGAGUGUUUGCUCUGACUCAGCUGGUGAAACGUACCCAGUUUGGCCCCUUUGAAUCCAAGAGAGUUCUCAAGCUGGAGGAAGAAUCAGUUUUUCCCCUGAAGGUGUUCCAGAAGGAAGGGCCCCUGGUGUAUUUUGACACCACAAACGAAGAUGAUUGCAACUGGAUGAUGAUGGUGCGCCCAGCCACCGAGUAUGAGCAUCAAAACUUAACUGCCUUCCAGCAUGACAAUGACAUUUACUUCACCACCUGCCAGGACAUCCCCCCAGGAACUGAGCUGCGAGUGUGGUAUGCAGCUUUUUACGCCAAAAAAAUGGAAAAGCCAGUGCUGAAGCAGGUCACUAGUGUUGCCAAUGAUACAUCCUUGGUAGCAAUGGAAUCUGAUAAAGAGGGGAAUAAUAAGGUCUCUUCAAGACCUUCAUCUGCUGUCUUACCCCAUAAAAAAACUAAGAAAUCCAGCAUACUAGCAGCUGAUCCAGCAGUGAACACUCCAGAAGGCAGUGGAACAGCAGAAGCAAAACCCAACCAGUGGACGUGUAAAGUGUGUUCAUCUGCUUUCCAAGAGCCCCAGCUGCUGACAGAGCACUUGCUGAGUCACCUGGAACAAGCCAAAGGUGCCCCCCCAAGCAGCCAAAAUGAUGCUGAGAAAGGAGAGAAAGCAGCAGAGGCUGUGCCAGCUGAUCAACCAGUGGCAAGUGAUGAAGCCAGUGCCAGCACAGACUCAAGGAGAAAGGCCAGGAGGGGAAGAAAAGCCAAAACAGCAAAAGUAGAAACACCUGUAGUCAUUGAUGAAGAGAAAGAUUCUGCAGUGGAACGUGUGGCUGAUGCUGUCACUGAGGUCCCUCCAGAGGAGGUGGCCCUGCCUCCAGCUCCAGAAGAGAGGAUUAUGGAUCUGGUUUUAGGAAAGAUGCCCAGCACCACAAACAGCAUCAGCUCAGUGACAAAUAGGUUUGCUCAUCACCAAAACACCAUGUCCCUCAAAAGAAGUUUAAUUCUCUCCAGUAGACACGGGAUUCGGCGGAAGCUGAUAAAGCAGCUGGGGGAGCACAAGAGGGUCUAUCAGUGCAGCAUCUGCAGUAAGAUCUUCCAGAACAGCAGCAACCUCAGCAGGCACAUCCGUUCUCAUGGUGACAAACUGUUUAAAUGUGAGGAAUGUGCAAAGCUGUUCAGCAGGAAGGAGAGCCUGAAGCAGCACGUGUCAUACAAGCACAGCAGGAAUGAAGUGGACAGUGAGUACAGGUACCAGUGCACCACGUGUGAAAAGGCCUUUCGGAUAGAGAGUGCGUUGGAAUUCCACAACUGCAGGACAGAUGACAAGACAUUCCAGUGUGAGAUGUGUUUCAGAUUCUUCUCUACAAACAGCAACCUUUCAAAACACAAAAAAAAGCACGGGGAUAAGAAAUUUGCAUGUGAGAUCUGCAAUAAGAUGUUCUACAGGAAGGAUGUCAUGCUGGACCAUCAAAGGCGGCACUUGGAAGGGGUGAGGCGUGUGAAGAGAGAAGACUUUGAGCACAGCACGGAGAACAUGGUUCGCUACAAGAAGGAGCCCUCGGGGUGCCCCGUGUGUGGGAAGGUAUUUUCAUGUAGGAGCAAUAUGAACAAACACCUUUUAACACACGGAGACAAGAAAUACACGUGUGAGAUCUGUGGACGUAAAUUUUUUAGGGUGGAUGUGUUGAGAGAUCAUAUUCAUGUCCAUUUUAAGGACAUAGCCCUAAUGGAUGAUCACCAGAGGGAAGAAUUCAUUGGUAAAAUUGGAAUCUCAUCAGAGGAAAAUGAUGACAACUCUGAUGAAAGUGCAGAUUCAGAGCCUCACAAGUAUAGCUGCAAAAGGUGCCAGCUGACCUUUGGCAGAGGGAAGGAGUACCUGAAGCACAUCAUGGACGUGCACAAGGAGAAGGGUUACGGCUGCAGCAUCUGCAACCGGCGCUUCGCCUUGAAGGCCACGUACCACGCACACAUGGUCAUCCACAGGGAGAACCUGCCCGACCCCAAUGUGCAGAAAUACAUCCAUCCAUGUGAAAUCUGUGGGAGGAUUUUUAACAGUAUAGGAAAUCUGGAAAGACAUAAACUUAUACAUACAGGUGUAAAAAGUCAUGCUUGUGAGCAAUGUGGCAAAUCAUUUGCUAGAAAAGACAUGUUAAAAGAACAUAUGCGAGUCCAUGAUAAUAUCCGAGAAUACUUGUGUGCAGAGUGUGGCAAAGGAAUGAAGACAAAACAUGCCCUUCGUCACCACAUGAAGCUUCACAAAGGGAUUAAGGAAUACGAGUGCAAGGAAUGUCACCGAAAAUUUGCACAGAAAGUCAACAUGCUGAAGCACUACAAGAGACACACAGGAAUCAAAGAUUUCAUGUGUGAGCUCUGUGGCAAGACGUUCAGCGAGAGAAAUACAAUGGAGACUCACAAGCUGAUUCAUACAGUAGGAAAACAGUGGACGUGUUCAGUGUGUGAUAAGAAGUAUGUCACUGAUUACAUGCUGCAGAAGCACAUCCAGCUCACCCAUGACAAAGUUGAAGCCCAGAGCUGUCAGCUGUGUGGGACAAAGGUUUCUACCAGGGCGUCCAUGAGUCGACACAUGAGGCGUAAACACCCAGAGAUUCUUUCAGUGAGGAUUGAUGAUUUAGAGCCACUGCCAGAGACUACGACCAUUGAUGCCUCUUCAAUUGGGAUUGUUCAGCCGGAAUUAGCCUUGGAACAGGGUGAGCUACCAGAAGGGAAGCAGCACGUAAAAGCUCCAAAACGUGGCCAGAAACAAAAACAAAAGUCAGGUGAGGAGGAGGAAGCUCAAGUGCCUGAGGACCCUGCCUUCAGUGAAUACACAGAGAAGGAAGGUGAAUUCACAGGGAAUGUUGGAGAUGAGACUAAUUCAGCUGUACAGAGCAUCCAACAGGUGGUGGUGACCCUCAGCGACCCAAACGUCACAGCCCCCUCCAGCUCCGUGGGGCUCACCAACAUCACCGUGACCCCCAUCACCACGGCAGCUGGCACCCAGUUCACCAACCUGCAGCCCGUGGCCGUGGGCCACCUGAGCACCCCGGAGCGGCAGCUGCAGCUGGACAACUCCAUCCUGACGGUCACCUUCGACACGGUCAGCGGCUCGGCCAUGCUGCACAACCGCCAGAGUGACAUUCAGCUCCCGCCGCAGCCCGAGGCACCCAACCCCCAGUCCGUGGCUCAUUUCAUAAACCUGACCACCCUGGUGAACUCCAUUGCUCCCCUGGGGAACCAGAUCACAGAGCAGCACCCCCUGAGCUGGAGGUCGGUGCCUCAGACUGAUGUCCUGCAGCCCCCGGCGCCGGCCGCGCCGCAGCAGCCGGGCCAGCAGUCGGUCCAGACAGAGCAGCAGCAGCAGCAGAUGUACAGCUACUGAUUUAUACUGGGGGAGGUGCUGGCCUGGACACUACUCAGAGACACAAAACAAAAAAAAACACGCAGACCUUUGGAAAAUUUCUAAUAGGGUUGUUUGCUGGAUACCAAACACAGAUGGGAAAAUGUUUAUACAAUGAAACUUAAGCUGAAAUUGGCAGAUCACCCUGCAACACCCCAGUCUGAGGUUCUCACGCUGUCUCUGGACCUUGCACUGUCUUAAAAAAUAACAGAAAGGGAAAAAAAAAAAUCUCACCACAAAUUUAGCAGCCCCUUGCAGUUGUGCAGUAAGAUUGAGAUUUGACAGGUGCAUCAUCACAUACCUUAACCAAAGCAGGGAAAUCCUAAAUUUUGCAGCACUUGUGAUAUACAAAAACCUUUCACUUCACUUUUCAUACCACAUCACUUCUUUCCAAGUCUGGAAAUGACAUCUGAAGACCUUGUUCACAGUGGGUGGAAUGUCCUUGUGGUCAGCUGGUAGAGACUGAAAUGUGAAGGCACAAAGGGGCAAAACAUGAGUUGUCUUGUUUCUUAUCUUCUUUAGGUCUUGUAUCUAACAACAUCGGUAAAGUAGGUGGAAUUUGGGGUUUUUGGGGUGGGCAUGAGUGUGGUGUGGAAGGAAAUGUUACCAAUUAUUUCCAUUUUAGUCAUGGGAAAAGCCCUGUACCCAUCAGCCAGUGUUAGUGCUACUUGAGCCAGAGAGCUGAUCUAAUGCUGAAGCAAACUUUUAUGGUCUUCUAGUCGAGUUUCAAUCAAACCAAUUACAAACUGAAAGAAGAAUGUGAUACAAUUUUAUGUAAUUUUUUUAAACCUGCUCUUUCAAUUUUGCUUUUAGCUAAUAGGCCUGAAAAGCAAUCAGUCCCAUUUAAUGAAGUUCAGGAUGUGAAUUUUUUUCAAUUAGACUUAUUUCAUGGUGUAAUAAACACUUGAGAAAACAUUCUUUUUAUAUAUAUAUGCAUAUACAUACAUAUAUAUAUAUAUAUAUAUAUAUAGCCUUUGUAUUUUACUGUGUGUUCCUGGUGAGUAUUUGUGUGAAAAACACUGUUGCCAACACGAUUCAGUAAUUUUUUUCAUCCCCAUGUUGCCCCUUCUCAUGGAAAAAACUUACGGAUUCUGUUCCUUCUGUUUCCAAAAAUUUAUUUCCAAAGUUCACAGCCACACCCAAGGUUGUGUGAAGUGCAAGAAAAAGGAAUGUCUGACACAUAUUCUGUGUCCUGCCACAGGGAGUCAGUGUGCCCCAGUGUAUAAUGGGUGAGGUUUGCAUGGCUGCUGGGGAUGCAAAUUGUGGGUUGGGUCAAACACCUUUGCUGACAGUGCCCCUUCAUUUCAUUCUCCAUCCAUGGAUGUGCAGUCUGGACUUAUGCAUGUCAAGAAGA
Molecule: messenger RNA, 4965 nt
Organism: Cinclus cinclus
Lineage: Eukaryota; Metazoa; Chordata; Aves; Passeriformes; Cinclidae
Gene: PRDM15
Product: PR/SET domain 15
Exons: 25
Coding region: 42-3593 (1183 amino acids)
Biological process (GO): regulation of transcription by RNA polymerase II; cell fate commitment
Cellular component (GO): nucleus; cytoplasm
Molecular function (GO): histone deacetylase binding; DNA-binding transcription factor activity; RNA polymerase II cis-regulatory region sequence-specific DNA binding
Source: RefSeq, a predicted model, not a curated record